AUAUUUCAAUUAUUAAAGCGCGCGAACUUUUCUAUAAAAGCAUGGGUAGUAAAACGUCGAACGAAGUUCGGCGUGAAAAUGCGAUCGUUAGUGUUUGCUUUAUUGCUAGUAACUGGCAUAGCUCUGGCCAAGGGACAAUGGUGGCAGCACGCCAAUUUCUAUCAAAUUUACCCGCGAUCCUUCAAGGAUAGUGAUGGCGAUGGUGUUGGUGAUUUACGCGGUGUGAUGGAAAAAGUGGGCUACCUGAAGCACGAACUUGGCAUUGAUGCCAUCUGGUUGUCACCAAUCUUCAAGUCUCCAAUGGCGGAUUUCGGUUACGAUAUCUCAGACUUCAAGGACAUCCAUGAGGAAUUCGGUACAAUCGCUGAUCUGGAAAACUUGGCGGCAGAGUGUAGAAAACAAAAUCUAAAGUUGAUUUUAGAUUUUGUACCAAAUCACAGCAGUGAUGAACACGAGUUUUUCCAAAAAUCAGAAGCGAAAGAUCCGGAAUACGCGGACUACUAUGUGUGGCAUCCUGGGAAAAUAUUACCAAACGGUACACGGGCACCUCCUUCGAACUGGAUCAGCGUAUUUCGUGGUAGUGCGUGGCAGUGGAGUGAAAAACGUCAAGAAUACUAUCUUCAUCAGUUUGUGGCUAAACAACCAGAUCUGAACUACCGCAACCAAAAGGUGGUCGAUGACAUGAAAGACGUGUUACGAUUUUGGUUGGAAAAGAAUGUCGACGGUUUCAGAAUCGAUGCUCUGCCGUAUUUAUUCGAAAGCCUUCCAGUGAAUGAUGUUUACCCAGAUGAAGAAAAAAGUGGCCUCACGGACGAUCCUGAUAACCCUGCAUAUUUAAUCCACAAUCAUACUACAGACCUCGAUGAAACGUUCGAUAUGGUGUAUCAAUGGCGUGCGGUACUAGAGGAAUUCAAGGCAUCUCAUAAAACAGACGAUCUUGUUUUAUUGACCGAAGCCUAUACAUCCUUGGACAACAUUAUUAGAAUCUAUGGAAGCGAGCAAAAGGAGGGAUCACAGGUUCCUUUCAAUUUCGAAGUUCUAAGUAACACUUUCAAGGAAAGUACCGGCGAAGACUUUUAUAACAACAUCAUGCGUUUCAUGAAUGCUCUUCCUAGUAAUCGCGUCGCAAAUUGGGUUCUUGGAAAUCACGAUAAUAAGCGAAUCGCUUCACGUUUAGGAGUCGAACGCGCUGAUCUUUAUAACAUUGCGUUGAAUACUUUACCUGGCAUUGCGAUUACGUACUAUGGAGAAGAACUGGCAAUGGAGGAUGUUUACAUUCCUUGGAACCAAACUGUUGAUCCGGCUGCUUGUAAUUCCAACCCGAAAGAUUUUAUGAUAUACUCCCGUGACCCAGCAAGAACUCCGUUCCAUUGGGAUGACUCAACUAGUGCGGGUUUUUCCACCAGUGCAAACACUUGGCUUCCAGUAUCACCGAACUACAAAACGAUCAACUAUAAACUGCAACAGUCAGCACCUCGAAGUCAUUUGAAAAUCUUUAAAUCCUUGCUUCGAUUACGCAAGCAGCGCACGCUCAGGGAAGGAUCGUUUGACAUGAAACUGAUUGAUGAAAAUUUGAUCGUGUACAAGCGAGAACUGGCAGAAGUUAGCACAGUCGUUGUGAUUUUGAACUUCGCGAAAACAUCCCAAACUAUUGACCUACCGAAGGUGUUCUCCGGUUUACCGUUGCAAUUUGAAGUAAUUACUUCCUCGAUGCAAACCAGCUAUGUGGAUGGCACCAUCGUGGAUCGGAACGCGAUCACGCUAGCGGCAGAAGCGGCCAUCGUUCUAGAGGGAAGUGCGAAACAUGACUAGUUUUAAAUAUUUCUUCAGUAUUGGUAGUUGCAACUUUUGCUGGGCUACGAACCACUGACGCAUCUUUUGGAAAUACAUUUUCUGCUUGAGUUUUGAUCUUACUAUUUCAUCUGAAACGUUCUCAUUAUUGACCAACUAUGCAAGAGUUUCAUUCAAAGAACUUUAUAUGACUUAAGACCAAUAACAAUAAUUGAUUCAGAUAAUUAUUCCCUCACUAUAUUAUAAGAUGCAAAUUACAUUACAAUUGGACAAACUUGAAGGCUUCCAAGUACAUAAGAGGUCUUUAAUGAUCCACGUGGACAACUUAGAGGGGUAAUGAUAAUGUCCACGUGGACACGAUUUUAUUUCCCAAAAGCAUGAAAAUCUGCCAGAAAAAUAUACAAGGGAUAGUCAAAAUUUUAUUCAAACACCAUUGAACUGGAAAACUUUGAAAGUUUCAUUUUCUGGCCACGAAUGUGGCCUAGGUCACCGGAUGUAGGAAAUAUUGCUAAGUUCCGGUAGGUAUGUCAAACCUGAUAAUUUUU
This is a messenger RNA of Wyeomyia smithii (pitcher-plant mosquito), 2336 nucleotides long. Its product is annotated as probable maltase. Gene Ontology annotation, biological process: carbohydrate metabolic process. Lineage: Eukaryota; Metazoa; Arthropoda; Insecta; Diptera; Culicidae. The coding region runs from base 79 to 1812 and encodes 577 amino acids. The record is from RefSeq and is a predicted model, not a curated record. The transcript is spliced from 3 exons.